AAACCCAAGCCCACUAGGUACCAGUUUACACCCCUCCGUCAGUACGAGAAUCAACCCCUAGCUGAAGGAAGACUCCACUUCCUCUGCUGGUCUCUCUUUCAUCGACACAGCAAUGGUGGCUCCGGUCGAUCCGAAACCCGGGGGAGCCCUAAGAAACGCCUUCGCCGGCGUUUUGGGUUUCUUUAUUCUUUUUCUCAUAGGUGUCCUCGCCUUCUCGAUCCGCCUCUUUUCAGUUAUAAAGUACGAGAGCGUGAUCCACGAGUUCGAUCCAUAUUUUAACUACAGGGUUACUCAGUUCCUUACCAAAAAUGGAAUUUACGAGUUCUGGAAUUGGUUUGAUGAUCGGACCUGGUAUCCCCUUGGUCGUGUUAUUGGUGGAACUGUUCAUCCCGGACUAACACUUACAGCAGGCACAAUGUGGUGGAUACUUAAUUCUCUCAACAUUCCUCUUUCAGUUGAGACUGUUUGUGUCUUCACUGCACCAGUUUUCUCCGCUUUUGCGGCCUGGGCUACAUACUUGCUAACAAAGGAGGUUAAAGGCAUUGGAUCUGGAUUGACUGCUGCAAUUCUCUUAGCACUGGUCCCCUCUUAUAUCUCACGUUCUGUGGCUGGCAGUUAUGACAACGAGGCUGUAGCGAUAUUUGCUCUAAUAUUCACCUUUUAUCUUUAUGUAAAGACGCUGAACACAGGAUCACUUUUUUAUUCCACCUUAAGUGCUUUAUCGUAUUUUUAUAUGGUAUGUUCUUGGGGAGGCUACACAUUCAUUAUAAACCUAAUUCCGAUGCAUGUUCUUCUAUGUAUUGUGACCGGUCGCUACUCUUCUCGAUUAUACAUUGCAUAUGCCCCUCUUGUUGUUUUGGGAACACUUCUAGCUGCAUUGGUGCCUGUGGUUGGUUUUAAUGCAGUGAUGAAGUCGGAGCAUUUUGCAUCCUUUUUGGUCUUCAUUAUUAUUCAUGUCGUGGCCUUUGUUUAUUUUAUCAAAGGGAUUCUUUCACCGAAGAUGUUUAAAGUGGCUAUAACUCUUGUUUUGACCGUUGGAAUUGCUAUUUUUGUAGCAGUUAUUGCAGUACUUGUUGCACUUGUUUCUUCCAGUCCAACUAAAGGAUGGAGCGGGCGGAGCUUGAGCCUGCUUGACCCGACAUAUGCAAGCAAGUACAUACCCAUCAUUGCUAGUGUUAGUGAACAUCAACCACCUACAUGGCCUUCAUAUUUCAUGGAUAUUAAUAUAUUGGCAUUCUUAGUUCCAGCUGGCAUCGUUGCAUGCUUCUUACCGCUAUCUGAUGCCAGCUCUUUUGUAGUGCUGUACCUUGUUACUUCUGUUUAUUUUUCUGGUGUUAUGGUUCGACUUAUGCUCGUGCUAGCUCCAGCUGCAUGCAUCUUGUCUGGGAUUGCUCUUUCAGAAGCUUUUUUUGUUCUGACACGAUCUGUUAAACUUCAGCUAGUCAAAUUAUUAGAGGGGCCGCCCCUUUCCAAUGCAGGGGAUACCAAAGGUGAGAGAUCUGCAGCUCAAAAUGAUGUACCGAAUGCAAAUAAGCAGGAUUCUUCCAAUAAAACCGAAGAUAUUAAAGAUCGUCCGUCAAAAAAGAACAGGAAGAAGGAGAAGGAAACCAUUGAGAAGGCUCCUGUCAAAUCUAGAAAUGAGAAGAGGCUUCUGGUUUUGCCGCUUGAGGCAUCUGCUGUUGCGAUUCUUUUGUUAGUUGUGCUUAGUGGUCUUUAUGUGAUUCAUUGUGUAUGGGCAGCUGCAGAAGCUUAUUCUGCACCUUCAAUUGUUCUUACAUCUCGCUCACAUGAUGGGCUCCAUGUGUUUGAUGAUUUUCGUGAAGCCUAUGCAUGGUUAAGUCAUAAUACUGAAGUGGAUGAUAAGGUGGCAUCAUGGUGGGAUUAUGGCUACCAAACCACGGCAAUGGCCAACCGGACUGUUAUCGUUGAUAAUAAUACGUGGAAUAACACUCACAUAGCCACUGUUGGUACUGCCAUGUCUUCACCGGAGAAGGCAGCCUGGGAAAUUUUCCAGUCUUUGGAUGUGAAAUAUGUUCUUGUUGUCUUUGGAGGCCUUGUUGGGUAUCCAAGUGAUGACAUCAACAAAUUUCUCUGGAUGGUUCGCAUUGGAGGAGGAGUUUUUCCACAUAUUAAAGAGCCUGAUUAUCUUAGGGAUGGUCAGUAUCGUAUUGACGCCCAGGCCACCCCAACAAUGUUGAACUGCCUUAUGUACAAGUUAUCAUAUUACAGAUUUGUUGAAACGGAUGGCAAAGGCUUUGAUAGAGUGAGGAGGACAGAAAUCGGAAAGAAGCAUUUUAAGUUGUCCCAUUUUGAGGAGGUGUUUACAACACAUCACUGGAUGGUGCGAAUCUACAAGCUGAAGCCGGAGAAGAAUAGGAUAAAGCGGAAGACCAAAAAGCCUAAACUAUCCUCAAAAACAUCGUCUGGUGCAAGAAGAGAUGGAAGCACUAAGAAAAAUCCAUGGCAGUGACAUUGUCAACGGCACACGAUUGUUUCAGUUGGAGAGAAUUUUGAUGGACCGAAUAGAAUUUAUAAUAUUAUCACAAUUAGCUGGUGACAAUUCCUAAUAAUUAGGAUGUGUUUGUGACCUUUUUUUUUUUCCUUUUAUUUUCAUAAUUGUAUUUUGCAGAUUAUUGUCAUUUUUGUAUGCGAUUGAAAUUUUCUUAUUUUUCAAAUAUUUUUUUAUGAUGAGAGAUAUGAUAUAUCACAACGGCUAUGUGGUUGACCUUUGGUGGUUAAAGAUUAGGGACAUUUACAUACAUACCAGGCAAUUAGUAUAUGUUUGCA
Molecule: messenger RNA, 2787 nt
Organism: Phalaenopsis equestris
Lineage: Eukaryota; Viridiplantae; Streptophyta; Magnoliopsida; Asparagales; Orchidaceae
Product: dolichyl-diphosphooligosaccharide--protein glycosyltransferase subunit STT3A
Exons: 23
Coding region: 113-2470 (785 amino acids)
Cellular component (GO): membrane
Molecular function (GO): oligosaccharyl transferase activity
Source: RefSeq, a predicted model, not a curated record